CUGUGCUGAGAGAGAACGGUCAUUUACCACAAUGAUGCUGGGACGGCUGACAACGCUGACUCUUCUUAUUUCAUUGUCUGCAGCCGCUCCUCGCCAGAUCUCUGUGAUUGUGGUGGAAGUUGGCGGGACCGUUGACUUCCCAUGCCCGGUCUCCGAGAAGGAGGGGAAGUUCUUCCACUGGUACAAGCAAAGUCCUGGAUACCUGUUUGAAACGGUUGCCACGGGAACGUUUACCAAACAGAUGCUUCAGGGGCCGUUCCAGAACCCUCGUUUCAAAGUGACAGAGGGGGAUUCCAAUUAUAUUCUUUCCAUCACUGAUGUCGUAAAAGAGGACGAAGGAACAUACUUCUGUCAAAAUGGAACUGCGUAUUCUCAGACUUUCGUUUAUGGCAAUUUCUUGGCUGUGAAUGAUCAGAGUCAGCAGAGAAACGUCUUUGUGAAACAGAGUCCAGAAACGGCCUCAGUCCACCCGGGGUUCACUGUGACGCUACAGUGUUCCCUUCUUUCCCAGAAAAUAGGAAACCGUGUUGAAUGUCCAGAUGAUCAAAUGGUUUACUGGUUCCGAGCUGCGUCGCAACACAGUCAUCCUGGAAUAGUUUACACUAACAGGAGCAGAAGUGCGGAAAAAAGGAGCUGCGUCUACAGUCUGACUAAAACCAUCGAGGACUCCACUGAUGCUGGGACUUACUACUGUGCUGUGGCCAUAUGUGGAGAAAUCCUGUUUGGUGAAGGAACCGAAGUGGAGACAAGACAAGAAUGGCACCUUGUUGCCGCUGUGCUCGGGGCUCUGUUGGCACUCUGUCUGAUUGUGAUUGCCGUCCUUGUUUGCUCAAGACACUGAGGUCAUGGUGUGGUCAGAAUUAUCAGUGACAAUGCUCAUACUUUCCAUCAUGUCUUUCCACUACUACCCUCCGAAAGGCGCUACGGGGCCCUGAAGUGCCGCACCACGACACUGGGGAACAGCUGCUAUCCCUCGACUGUACAAGAACUGAGUUCUCGGGUCCCCACACCUCCUCCAUCGCUCAGCCUUUGGAUUUGUCUUGAUAUGAGUAAACUGUGUGCAAUCAAUGUCUCUAUCUAGAAUCUAUAUCCACUUAACUAUAGUUUUUACAUUAGGGAGAACUGUUUUAAAUGUAGUUGUAUUGUUCUCAAUGCAAUGAUAAUAAAGACAUUCUAUUCUAUUUA
Messenger RNA from Solea solea (common sole), 1185 nucleotides. RefSeq lists its product as uncharacterized. The record is from RefSeq and is a predicted model, not a curated record. Gene Ontology annotation, biological process: response to bacterium. The transcript has 5 exons. Lineage: Eukaryota; Metazoa; Chordata; Actinopteri; Pleuronectiformes; Soleidae. The coding region runs from base 32 to 841 and encodes 269 amino acids.